Molecule: messenger RNA, 1116 nt
Organism: Fomitopsis serialis
Lineage: Eukaryota; Fungi; Basidiomycota; Agaricomycetes; Polyporales; Fomitopsidaceae
Exons: 4
Coding region: 1-1116 (371 amino acids)
Source: RefSeq, a predicted model, not a curated record
AUGUCUGCCACCACCGUCACUCUUUCUGCCCUCCUCGCCGCAGCCGCGGCUUUCUCUGGUGCUAACGCCCAGAGCUCGACUUCGGUCGCUCCUCUCGCAGCGCAGAGUUAUGCCUACGCCGAUCUCGUGAGUCCUUGGCCGUCUGGGCUACCCUACCAAGUCGAGCCCUACGGGGGCGAGCGUGGUAACCAGGUCGGCUACAACAAGUGCAACUCCACGACCGAGACCCAGGACUCCAUGUGUCAGACGCUCGUCGUUAACACCAUUGAUGACUUCUGUAUCUGGUCCUCUCCGAAGACCAACGACACCAUUGGUGAAUCUGAGGCGUACGAGGUGUCCUGGUGCGCCAAGAAGGGCCAUGGUACUCGUAUCAUGCCCGACGGCACCCUCAAAGGUCUCCAGCACAUCACCACCCCCGACUAUGUCAUGAUCGUCGGUUUCCUCGACCAGACCCAGGUCAACCUUGCCGCCAGCGACUACGGAGGAGAGCUCGACCCGCAUGGUGCCGAUGAGAUGGGCAACCCUAUGGGUGGCAUGGUCUACUCGAACCAGUACCCCUCCAGCAACACCGACAACAAGACGCUCAGCCAGGUCGUCGAGUGGAAGCAGUUCAUUGGUGGCAACCAGUUUUGCCUCAUGAUCUGUGACCCCGCCAAGACUUCCCCCACGAACGUCGGUCUGUGCAACAAUGUCUACGACGAGGUCGGCAUCAACUACAACUGCCCGAACGCCGCGCAGAAGGACGUCUUCGAGGUCUGCGACGGAGACUCGAUGACCCCCAUCGGUCAGUACGUCUCCAACGGCGUGACGACCACCUGGACCCAGCCGUGGUCCGGCACCUGGACCGUCCCUUACACGCCGACGGUGCCCGCGUCGUCCAACUGCCGCACCUUCGCGUCGACAGACCUGUACAGCGCGGGCGUAAAGCCGACCGCGUCUGGGUCUGGCGCCGCUGCUGGUGCGAGCGCGACGGGUUCGAGCGGCAGCCGUGCCGGUUCAUCUGCUGGUGCGUCCGCGACUGGCUCGAGCGGCGACGCUUCGAGCGGGAGCCACGUCAUCGUCUCCGGCUUCGCGACCGUGCUGGGCGUCGCUGCGGCCGUUGCGUUCCUUGCAUGA